GGCUUGAGGAAGGGGCUCAAAUCAUGUCUGUAGGAACCAGUUUUCCUCUCUGUUGUCUCAGCUUUGUUUCUUCUGGCCGAGGCACACUUUCACAUGUGCUCUCCUCUGGCUUCUGUCCUCCAGAGCCAAACCCAUUGAGGCGGAGGCAGCAACCCCUCGAUCCCGGGGAAAGCCAGGGCCCUCUUGCUCAUGCGACUGGUUUCUCUGGAGUGUGAGUCUGUCCUUGGACCACCUGGGAGUCUUACUAGUUCAGGCCUGACACCUGCUUUCCUGGGAGUUGAGAAUGAGGCCUGGCAGGGCUGCGCCUGGAGGGCACUCCGGAUGCUCUCAGUGCCGGGGCAGCUCUGAAGGGCGGCAGCUGCAACGUUUGCCAGGUGACAGCCUUCUGUGGGGCGGCCUGGGAGUGACAUUGCAGUUGUUUUCCAGAAAGCUGUGUACCUGCACAAGUGGUGGCUGCCAUCGAUGUAAACACUGUCGCUAAUGAAGUGUACAAGUAUAACUUUCCUCACACACAGCUACUGGCCAAGACAAUUGAAGGCAUUCCCCUGGAAGAGUUCAACAGGUGGUCUUUCGAUAUGAUCCUGAUGAGCCCUCCAUGUCAGCCAUUCACAAGAAUUGGCCUGCAGGGUGAUGUGACAGAUGCACGGACGAAUAGCUUUUUGUAUAUUCUAAAUAUUCUUCCAAGAUUACAAAAAAUGCCAAAGUAUAUUCUUUUAGAAAAUGUCAAAGGUUUUGAGGUGUCUUCUACAAGAGACCUGAUGAUACAAACAAUAGAAAAUUGUGGCUUUCAGUACCAAGAAUUUCUAUUAUCUCCAACCUCUCUUGGCAUUCCGAACUCAAGGCUGCGUUAUUUCCUCAUUGCAAAACUCCAGUCAGAGCCAUUCCCUUUUCAAGCCCCUGGACAGGUACUAAUGGAAUUCCCCAAAAUUGGAUCCAAAAAUCCACAAAAAUGUGCAAUAGAUGCAGAAAAGAGAAUAGAAGAAAAGAAAAAUGAACCCAGUAUUUUAUGUGCGGGCAGCACACCGUGUUCUGGAAAAGAGGCCAUACUUUUUAAGCUGGAAACUGCAGAAGAAAUCGACAGGAAACACCAACAGGACAGUGACCUCUCUGUUCAGAUGCUGAAAGAUUUUCUUGAGGUGGACGGUGACAGGAAGCCGUACUUCUUGCCCCCAAAGUCACUGCUGCGAUACGCUCUUCUCUUGGAUAUUGUGAGGCCCACGUGCAGGAGGUCCACGUGCUUCACAAAAGGUUAUGGAAGCUACGUAGAAGGGACAGGAUCUGUGUUACAAACUGCAGAGGAUGUGCAGAUUGAGACUGUCUACAAAUCCCUUACCAACUUGUCACAAGAAGAAAAGUUAAUGAAAUUGUUAAUGCUUAAGCUGCGCUAUUUCACUCCGAGAGAAAUAGCAAAUCUCCUGGGAUUUCCUCCCCAGUUCGGGUUUCCUGAGAAGAUAACAGUGAAGCAGCAGUAUCGCCUGCUUGGAAACAGCCUCAACGUGCGUGUUGUAGCCAAACUAAUCCAAAUCCUGUGCGAGCAGCUUUGAAGACCUCUGGAAGAUGGACACGGUGCUCCCUCAAGCCCAGAUGAUGAUUCUCAAUUCCACUGUGAAUUACUUUUGACUAAAGGCAACUAAAAUAGCUUAGUCUUUCUUAUUAAGGAAUUUGGAAUUUAUCACAAAAAUGUCAUCACUUUGUUAUCUUAAAUUUGUAUUACUGUAUUUUGUAAAAUACAAAUUAUUGUUAUGGUUUAUGGAUAACAUUUUCAUAUGAAAUUAUUAAAUAUAUAUGUAAAAUAUCCUCUAUCAUAUUAUGGAGUAUUUUCUAAAAUGUCAUAUCAGGCGUAGUGUAACAAACCUGAGAAAAUUUUGUAUGUUAAUGAAAGAGGUCGUUUUAUCAAUCCUGUCAUGUUUUUUGUUAGAUGAUUAUUCCUAACUCUAAGAUGAUGACUAAUUCCAGCCUGUUUCAAAUAUGUACUGUUUUGCUUAAUUGCAGUCCCCUUGACUUUCACUCACUUUAUGUAAUCAAAUUAGUAUCAUUCAAGUUACACAAUAACCUGAAGACUGUGUCAUAAGAAAUAGCUCUAAGUCGUUGAGUGCCUCCGAGGAAGCAGAGAAGGUGGUCUUCGGUCUUGGACUCGCUUCCUCCCUCCAGCUCGGGGCAGCGCUCCUCUGCGCCUCCUGCCCUUUGCCUUGCGAGGUCGGAGCUGCUGUGUCGCCGCCGCGGCCUUGGGUCCCGUGUCGCGUUGCCACCGGGCUCCAGCGGGGCAGCAGGGCCGAGCGCCCCGGGAGCAGACCCGGCCCUGCCCGCGGCGCCUGUGCGCUAACCCUGGAGCUCGGGCUUUCUGCCGCUGCCGUCAGCAGACUUCCUGGAGCGGAGGUUUCUCAUCACACCAAGUUUUGUGAUGAAAGCAAGUGACUGAGAAGAGAAAUGUGAAGAAACAAGGCAAGAAAUUGUAUCACAAAAUCUUAAUUCACACUUUUGUUCUAAGAAAACAGCCGGUCCCGCCCCCUUGUUUGAAGACUCCCGGGUGCGCGCGGCCAGCGCUGGCCCAGCCUGCUCGCCAGUCUCGGGGCGGCGGGUGCACAGUCUGAAAUCACUCCAGCACCCUUUGGUGCAGUUUCUCCUCAUGCUGAAAGAGUCUAAAUCAAGAAGGUUCAGAGUUGUGCUGUAGACUAUGAUGGUUAUCAUGUCCUGCACCCACUGUGCAGCGCUGUACAGACGUGUGGGGUGCCACACAUCACCUGCAGACACCCAGGACGUCGGAGGGGGCCGGCUCACAAACCGGGAGGUGGAGUAGAGCCUCGGAAAUGUGCUCAAUAUUGACGUCUACUCAAGGGCACAUGAUGGUUCUUGCCCUUAAUUCACAGCUGAAAAUAUGCUGUAGCAAGGUUGUCCACUGUAUGUUGUUAGUCCUGAAUUUGCAUAAAACCUGCCUGAGAAAAUCA
Molecule: messenger RNA, 2945 nt
Organism: Choloepus didactylus (southern two-toed sloth)
Lineage: Eukaryota; Metazoa; Chordata; Mammalia; Pilosa; Megalonychidae
Gene: TRDMT1
Product: tRNA aspartic acid methyltransferase 1
Exons: 12
Coding region: 576-1544 (322 amino acids)
Molecular function (GO): methyltransferase activity
Source: RefSeq, a predicted model, not a curated record